Messenger RNA from Gekko japonicus, 2765 nucleotides. It is a transcript of the gene KIF17, whose product is annotated as kinesin family member 17. The transcript is spliced from 14 exons. The record is from RefSeq and is a predicted model, not a curated record. NCBI's taxonomy places the organism in Eukaryota, Metazoa, Chordata, Lepidosauria, Squamata, Gekkonidae. Gene Ontology annotation, molecular function: microtubule motor activity; ATP binding; microtubule binding. Gene Ontology annotation, biological process: microtubule-based movement. The coding region runs from base 1 to 2400 and encodes 799 amino acids.
AUGGCUUCGGAAACAGUGAAGGUGAUUGUGCGCUGCCGCCCUCUAAAUGACCGUGAAAAGCAGCUCAGAUCCAAGAUAGUGCUCACUGUGGACAGUGGCCGGAGGCAGUGUUUCAUCCAGAACCCAGCAGCCAUAGAGGACCCACCAAAACAGUUCACCUUCGAUGGGGCAUAUUACAUGGACCACACCACAGAGCAGAUCUAUAAUGAAAUCGCCUAUCCGCUCGUCGAGGGUGUUACCGAAGGCUAUAAUGGUACCAUCUUUGCCUAUGGGCAGACAGGCAGUGGGAAGUCUUUUACGAUGCAGGGGAUUCUGGAUCCCCCUUCACAGAAGGGCAUAAUUCCCAGAGCCUUUGAACACUUGUUUGAGAGUGUGCAGUGUGCAGAAAACACUAAGUUCUUGGUAAGGGCUUCUUAUCUGGAGAUCUAUAACGAAGACAUCAGAGACCUCCUUGGUUCGGAUGCCAAACAAAAAUUAGAGCUGAAGGAGCACCCGGAGAAAGGAGUCUAUGUGAAGGGCCUCUCUCUGCAUACAGUGCACAACAUGGCCCAGUGUGAGCGCAUUAUGGAAACUGGCUUGAAAAACCGUGCCGUGGGCUUCACCCUGAUGAACAAGGACUCUUCCCGCUCCCACUCCAUCUUCACCAUCACCAUGGAGAUCUACACUGUAGACCAGAGAGGACAAGAUCACCUGCGGGCCGCCAAGCUCAACUUGGUGGACUUGGCUGGAAGCGAGAGGCAGUCCAAAACAGGAGCUGUCGGAGAACGUCUCAAAGAGGCCACCAAAAUCAACUUGUCUCUCUCCGCUCUCAGCAAUGUCAUCUCCGCCCUGGCAGAUGCCAGGUGUACGCACAUCCCUUACCGGGACUCUAAACUUACCCGAGUGCUGCAGGCCUCUCUGGGAGGCAACACCAAGACCCUCAUGGUGGCGUGCCUGUCUCCCGCAGACAGCAAUUACGACGAAACCCUCAGCACCUUGCGCUACGCCCACCGAGCGAAGAACAUCCAGAACAAGCCCUGCAUCAACGAGGAUCCUAAGGAUGCUCUGCUGCGGGAAUACCAGGAGGAGAUCAGGAAACUGAAGGCCAUUUUGGCUCAGCAGAGCAACACGUGUCCGUUGCACGUGGAGGUGCCUCGCCUGUUACCUUCUGAGGCUGCUCAACAUGAGGGGAAACCAGAACUCCCUCCUGAAUUCCAGACAAAUACCGAGAAAGAGAAGGAGCUAAUCCGAGAAGAGUAUGAGGAGAAACUGGACAGGCUGAAAGCUGAUUAUGAAGCUGAGCAGAAGUCUCGUGUCCAGCUUGAGGGGGACAUCAGUGCUUUGAGGAUUGCUUAUGAUCGCCAGUUGACUGCUUUGGAAGAGAGGAAGGAGGACGCAGGAAUCACACAGCCAGUUGAAGCUUUUCCCGAGCCCGUUCCCCAAGGCCCUGCUUCAGAAACAGAAAUGCCAGUCAAGGAGUUCAGCUCAAGAGAGCCUCCUGUUCCUGGGACUGACAUGCCUGAAGAAAUACCUGCAGCUGUGGACCAGCAGCAAGUACUUGCCAGGCUGCAGCUGCUGGAGCAACAAGUGGUUGGAGGAGAGCAAGCCAAGAACAAAGCUCUGAAGGAAAAGCAUCAGCGGCGGAAAAGGCUGGCGGAUGAGCGGAAGCAGCAGCUCUUGGAGGCUCUGCAGGGGUCAGACGAGGAUAGCAGCGACUGGGUCCUGCUCAGCGUCUACGACUCCAUCCAGGAAGAAGUGCGAGCAAAAAGCAAACUGCUGGAGAAGAUGAAGGAGAAGCUGCGGGCAGCUGAGGCAGAAAUCAGAGACCUUCAGUCUGAAUUUGAAUUGGAGAAGAUCGAUUACUUGGCCACCAUCCGCCGCCAGGAGCGGGAACUCCUGCUCCAUCAACAGAUUCUGGAGCAGGUGCAGCCUCUCGUACGGCGGGAUUGCAACUACAGAAACUUUGAUAAGAUCAAGAGCGAGUCCACGUGGGACGAAGACUCAGGUUGCUGGAAAAUCCCAGAGCCCAUCACAGAAAAGACCAGCCUCCCUGGUGAGGAGACAGAUUUGCCCUUGUUGCCAUCUGGAUGGCAGCCCGGUGUUGGUACGGACAAAGAACUUCAGGAAGAAGACCGCUACAAAACGAUGUUGAGCAAGAGUGACAGCGAGAAUAUUGCAAGCAGUUAUUUCCGCUCAAAGCGAGCAAGCCAGCUUCUCAGUGGAGACCCUGUGAAGAGUCUGGCUUCCCAUAACGCUCCCUCCCAUCCUCCGUCCUCCAGCACGGGACCCAUUUCCCCGACCCAGACUGCAGAGAUGCCCCAGCCGCGCCCCUUCCGCCUCGAAUCCUUGGACUUCUCUGUUCCUUUAACCAAGACGAAGCGCAAGAAAAGCCGGCACAACCGGAGCGGAGACCCCUUCUAACUGCAGUGGCUGGUCUCUGGUCACAAUACAUUUAGUCCUCCAGCCCUUCCUCUCUGCCUCUCUAUUGGUAGCUGCAGCUGUUUUUGAAAGGACCUGCCUCCCCCACCCCGCAGGAGAGUGCAAGCAACUAAAUGCUAGUUCCCAGAGAUCUGCAGCCUGAUCUACCUCCAUGUUCUAGGUAGGGCUGGUACCUUUCACUCAUCCCUGUUCCUUUGACAUUUUCUAGUGACACUGCCCAUUCAGCCUGGCCUUUCUCUCCUGAUGGUGGCUUUGCCCAGCAAUGGGAAACGGCACUUGAAUCUGGAAGAGGUAUUAUUGAAGACCACGUAGUGGUCAGCCUUAAGCUUUCCCCACCCUAAAACUUU